Messenger RNA from Rhagoletis pomonella (apple maggot), 1179 nucleotides. RefSeq lists its product as uncharacterized. NCBI's taxonomy places the organism in Eukaryota, Metazoa, Arthropoda, Insecta, Diptera, Tephritidae. The transcript has 3 exons. The record is from RefSeq and is a predicted model, not a curated record. The coding region runs from base 89 to 1129 and encodes 346 amino acids.
ACAUCAGAUUUUUCACACUGCCCUUUAGAAUGUGAUAGAAACUUGUAGGUAGCCAGUGACAGAAAUCUCUAUCAGCCUUGCCAGUCAAAUGAUUGGUCAAAUGAUAGUCACUGUUCUUGCAGGAUUUGUAGAAAAAAAGCGCGUGAUUGCAAGCAAUUCAACCAACGAAGCACAAUGCGAAAAUGACAGGGAAAGCAGUGAAACUGAAACUCAGACAGGACUAAAACGAAAAUUUCGUUCUGAGUGGUUGCAACAAUUUACAUGGCUUCGAAAUAAUAAUGGUUUAGGCUUUUGUAUCGCCUGUGAGAGGCCAAUAUGCAACAACGUAAGUUUUUUAAAACAACACGCAACUUUUCGCAUGCAUGUCCAAAAUGUUGAGAAGAAAAAACAUCAGCUUAAAAUUGAUUCUUGUAUGAACCAAGAAAAUACAAAAUUCAUGAAACAAGUACACCAUGCAGAACUCACAUUGGUGAUGUUCUUAAUAUACCACAAUUUACCCUUCGUGCUUAUGGAUUAUUUACCGGAACUUUUAGUAGAAUGUUGCUGUGACUCAAAGAUUGCAAAGUCAAUCAAAUGUGGAAGAACGAAAGCAACUGAAUUAGCAGAUUUAUUGGGUAAUACAGCAGCAAAAACAAUUUUGGCUCAAUUGAAAACAACAAAGUUUUCGCUGAUCGUCGACGAAUCGACUGACGUUUCUAGCAAAAAGUCAUUAGUUUUAGUUGCGAGAUAUAUGGAUAAGUUAGCUCGUAAGGUCAAAGACAGAUUUCUCGGGUUAAUUGAGUUAAGUGAUUGUAAUGCGAGCUCUAUAUAUGCGUCCAUAAAAUUUUUUUUUGAUAAACAUGAAAUUCCAAUGGCAAACCUUAUAGGUCUUGCGACCGAUGGCGCAAGUGUUAUGGCUGGAGAAAUUAACGGCUUGCAAGCAAUAUUUAAAAGAACCACCGACCUAUUUUAUAUGAAAUGCAGUUGCCACUCACUACAUUUGUGCUCGUCGUAUGCUUGUAAAAAACUUCCAUUGGAAAUCGAAAAACUUUGUCGCAAUAUAUAUACUUUUUUUCACACAGCUCAAAGAGGAUAUCCGAAUUCAAAGAAUUCCAAGAAUACUGCUCUGUUAAGCCCCAUAAAAUAUUAGGAGUUUCAUUAACAAGGUGGCUUGCACUCGAGCAAGUAGUAAACCGUAUA